AUGGAAACACCUGGUAAUUAUACUGGAUGGUCGAUUAAUUUUAUAUUGUUUCAAGGGAAAGAUGUAAUGGGUCUGGAUAUGGGAGAUGAUGAAUUGCAAAUCUCACGUCGUAUUCCGACGCUACAAAAGAAACAUUCUAUUGCAGUCGGUUCAGCACUUACUGUUCAUUUUGCCUAUGGAUCUCAACGGUCAAAAGGUUUAGUCGGACGAACAGAAUAUUAUCUUCUCGACAAAUAUGGAGAAGUUGCAAAGAAUGCUUGUAGUUUGAAAGUCUCAAACACAGUCAUAUAA
Messenger RNA from Adineta ricciae, 291 nucleotides. The record is from the annotation of a GenBank genome assembly. NCBI's taxonomy places the organism in Eukaryota, Metazoa, Rotifera, Eurotatoria, Adinetida, Adinetidae.